Pochonia chlamydosporia 170 is the source of this 342-nucleotide messenger RNA. RefSeq lists its product as hypothetical. Bases 1 to 342 code for a protein of 113 amino acids. The transcript has a single exon. The record is from RefSeq and is a predicted model, not a curated record. NCBI's taxonomy places the organism in Eukaryota, Fungi, Ascomycota, Sordariomycetes, Hypocreales, Clavicipitaceae.
AUGUUGUUCAACAAGAUUUCCGUCUCUGCCAUCAGCGCCUUCGCAAUCGUUGCCAACGGCGCUAUUCUCGAGAUGUACUCGGACAGAAACUGCCAAAACUCCGUCGGCUCCCGCAACGUCUGGGACAAUAGCUGUGCCACUGGCGUGCCCGGAUUCCAGUCCUACAUCAUUACCUAUCCAGGCGGCGGCGACCAGGCCAUCACGACAUACAGUCGUGCUGCCUGCGCUGGCCCGCAGACUACGUGCAAUUAUGCUGGCAGCACUGGCGUCUGUUAUCCUUCUUUUAAUAGUGCUGGUGGUAGCAAUGCCAUUGGGUCGGGAAUUGCUUGUGGCUUUGUCUGA